AACCCACUCAUUUGCCGGCUUUUAUAGCCUGCAAAAAUGAAAAAAAAAAUAUAAAUAAUUUAUUAUUCUAGAGAGAGAAGCUAGAGAGAGAGAGAGAGGUUUCAGCUUUUGAAUCCAGUUCUGGUCCUGUAAAUUGAUACUGCUAGUGCGUGAGUGAGUGAGGUUUGACUUUUUGUUGACUAAUUGAUAUUUCAAUGGCCCGAAAGGUAUGUCCCUCUGUUCUUAUUGGUGUUGAUACUUGAUUCUGUGUACUUGCUUUCUUCUUCACAAGCUGAGUGGUUGAGAUUGAGGUCCAAGGAAUGGGGAGGUUGAUUCACUGUUUGGCUUGGUGUUUUCGGUCCAAACUUGGUUAUUGAAGUAACUAUUUCAAAGUGGUGCUCACUGGUCUUUGAUUUUGGAGAUUUCAUUUAGAAGGUCUAUAUUUGUUUCAGCUACAGUGACACUACUAUGGGUGUCUCUGGGAAAUGGAUUAAAGCAUUGGUUGGUUUAAAGAGAUCAGAAAAGUCACAAUCUUCAGAGAAGGAUGACAACAGGACAGCAUCUAGUAAGUUCCGACCUAGGAGAAAGCAUUCAAUUGAAAUUGAUGCUGAUAAACUUCAAGAGGAGUUUAAUGAUAAUGCUGCUGCACCCGUUGGUGAUGCCAACAUCCUUUCUGUCCCAGAUGCUUCUGAAUCCCCUUCUGCUUCAUUUCAAGUACAGGAUGUACCUCAGAAUCAACAAGUAUUAAGAGAAGAAUGGGCUGCCACGCGCAUCCAAACAGCUUUUCGAGGAUUUCUGGCUAGAAGAGCUCUACGUGCUUUAAAGGGGUUGGUAAGACUACAAGCACUUGUAAGGGGCCAUGCUGUGAGAAAGCAGGCUGCAAUAACUCUUAGAUGCAUGCAAGCUUUAGUGAGAGUUCAGGCUCGAGUCCGAGCAAGGCGUGUUCGCUUAGCAUUAGAAAGUCAAACAGCACAACAAAAACUUCAGCAACAACUUUCAAAUGAGGCUCGGGUUCGAGAAAUAGAGGAUGGGUGGUGUGACAGUGUAGGAUCUGUUGAACAAAUUCAAGCCAAGUUGCUAAAGAGGCAGGAGGCAGCAGCGAAGCGUGAGAGAGCCAUGGCAUAUGCUUUGGCUCAUCAGUGGCAGGCAGGAUCAAGACAGCAGGCCGCUUCUGCUGGGUUUGUACCAGAUAAAAGUAGUUGGGGAUGGAACUGGUUGGAGAGAUGGAUGGCUGUCCGUCCAUGGGAGAAUCGUUUUCUUGACAUAAAUCUGAAAGAUGGGGUGAUGAUUCGUGAAAAUGGAACAGCUGAUGGCAAGAAUGGCACCAAACCCCAGUUAAAGUCUUCUGGCAAAAAACCAUUUGUAUCUAGUCUGCAAUCAAACCUUUCAAGUCAGAAAACUGGUCCAUCCAAUUCUGAUGGCAGUGGUACUUCUCCUAGCAAGCUAGAGGCAUCAAACACACUUUUUGCUAAGCCAAAGGCGAAGCCAGUUCUUGAAGAUGCGGCUGAAGAGGCCAACUCAAGACCUGGCAUUGCUCAAAGAUCUCGCAGCAAUCCAAAAGAGAGGUCAAUACAAUCGGAUAAACAGGCAAAGAAGAGGUUGUCUCUGCCUAACAGUGGAGGGGGAGGUACUGGGGCUCAAGCCACGAGGCAUGGCAGAAUUGCAGCUAAAGGGACACCAGAUUCUCAUAAACCUGUGAGGGACAAGUCAGCAUUAAAUGGAAAAGGGAACUCGAACACCACAAAAUCUGUUGCACAGGCCGUUGGUGUGUAGUAUUGAUACAUCCAUGGAAGAUGAGUUAUUAUUUAGGCUAUUCUCCAUUAAUGAUGCCGUGUCAGUCUGUAUAUAUAGGACGCAAAUCACAUAGCUUUCAUUCCUGUCAUAAAAUUCCAAGUUGGUUUUUGAUAUGAAAGAAGUUGAAUUGGGUUGGGUUGGCUUUGCUUUCUAGAGAAAUAAGUUAAGUGGGUGGGUUUGGUAUGUUGUGACUAUUGUAGUCAUGUUUAUUUAUUGUUAUUAAUUAUGUGAUUAUCCCAUUUUAAUUCCAAUUUACAAAUAUAUCAUUCUCAUUUUACUUUGUCCUCCACAUUUUUGCUUAAAAUUAGAAAAUAUGCAAGUGUAAAGCAUUAAAGCAUUCAUGAUAAUUAUCAUCUCCAACAAAUGUUUAAAUUUUGAAAUUAGAUUACGAGAUAAAUAAUUAUUUUAUUAUAAUUAUCAAAAUAAUAUAAAUUUGGAUAUAACAAGAGAAAGGAUUUAUAGAUAACUCUCAUAACAUGUGAUAUGAAUAGAAAGUUAAUUUCAUGUUAAAAAUGUAAAUAAAUAAUAACAUAUUUUAUUUACUUUGAAUAACUUUUUUUUUUUUUUAACAGGCAAUGAUUUUCAGAAAUUUACAUUUAUAGCGUGCGCCGACCUGCACAGGAAGGAACUAAUUUCCGUUUCUCUUAGAGAAGAUUGUUAGAUCCCCGAUCCCGGGAAAUCUACAAACCGUUUCACCACUAACGGUGAAUAAGGAGUUUUGAUUAUGAUGACGAUUUGGACAAUUAGAAAAGAUACUGCGGGCGGGAGAGUAAGUUUGGUUGGGGAAUAGUUUUGAAGAGUCUUAAUGUGCUCAAAAUCCAUUAAAAUCCGAAGGAACCAACUCAGAGGUGCUCCUUUCCUGAAGGGGAAAGAAAGGGAUCACAAGAUAGACAAAGUGGGAAACAAAAGUAGAUACCUUUGCUAAAGGGUGUGUUUUGAUGGGGUAAGAGGGUCAAAAAAGGGUUAGUGGUAGUUUUGUCUCUUUUGUUGUCUCUGUUUUUGUACAUAUGUGAAUGAAGUGAUGAAAUAGUUUAGGUUGUUGAGGGAAAGCAAAUCAAUACUGCAAAAAGCAAAAGCAAAUGUGUCGGAGAGAAUAGUAAUGGGCUCUCAUCAAAGAAAUUUUCAUGUCUUGAUAUAUUCUUUUCUUGGUUAAUCUUAAAAGUAAAUUUAUGGUUC
Molecule: messenger RNA, 2949 nt
Organism: Hevea brasiliensis (rubber tree)
Lineage: Eukaryota; Viridiplantae; Streptophyta; Magnoliopsida; Malpighiales; Euphorbiaceae
Product: protein IQ-DOMAIN 5
Exons: 9
Coding region: 448-1752 (434 amino acids)
Molecular function (GO): protein binding
Source: RefSeq, a predicted model, not a curated record